AUGACAUCAAUUGAGGUCAAAUCUCGAUCAAGAUCGAUAAAAUCAUACUCGUCCAAUGAAUUGACCACAGACUCGCUUGUGGAUGAACUCAUUGAGGAGCUUAGUCAAGACAACAAAAUGUCCAAGCAUAGAUUAAGACUCACGAGACUUGAUGAGACAAACGGUAAACAGAUUCCGCUUGUUGCUCAUCAAACCUUUGCUCAGAAUGGUAUUCCCAAGGGCAACGAGAAAAUUCAAUUGUACGUGAAGGACUUGGGUCCUCAAAUUUCAUGGAGAACCGUGUUUUUAGUUGAAUACUUUGGACCAUUCAUCUUCCAUCCACUAUUCUUUUUUGUUCAAUCCUUGUACAAUGUUGCCGUGCCAUUCAAGCAUACACAGGCUCAAGUCUUGGCUUAUGCAAUUGUCUUGUUGCAUUUUGCCAAACGUGAAUAUGAGACCUUGUAUGUUCACAAAUUUUCCAAUGCCACAAUGCCAUUGUUUAACAUUUUCAAAAACUCAACCCACUACUGGAUCUUAUCGGGUUUCAAUUUGGCAUACUUUGUGUAUGCACCAACCACACGUUAUAGUGGCCUUUUGGGAUUCAUUUUCCACGUCAACGAGUUGCCAACUUGGGCCAAUUACGCGCUUGUGGCUUUGUGGGCUUUUGCGGAAUUAUCAAACUUAAAGACCCACCUUAUCUUGAGCAGAUUGAGAAACGAAGAUGCAAAGAAAUACGUUAUUCCUUAUGGAUAUGGAUUCAAUUGGGUCUCGUGUCCUAACUACUUUUUUGAAUCAUUAUCUUGGUUGGCCUAUGCUUUGCUUGUAGGAAACUGGUCUGCCUGGAUCUUUUUUUUCGUUAGUACUGGUCAAAUGUGGCUCUGGGCUGUGAAGAAGCACAGGAGAUAUUUAAAGACUUUUGGCGAUGACUACAAAAAGUUGAAGAGAAAAAUAUUUGUGCCCUUUGUCAUUUAA
Molecule: messenger RNA, 951 nt
Organism: Lodderomyces elongisporus
Lineage: Eukaryota; Fungi; Ascomycota; Pichiomycetes; Serinales; Debaryomycetaceae
Gene: TSC13
Product: trans-2-enoyl-CoA reductase (NADPH)
Exons: 1
Coding region: 1-951 (316 amino acids)
Biological process (GO): very long-chain fatty acid biosynthetic process
Molecular function (GO): oxidoreductase activity, acting on the CH-CH group of donors
Source: RefSeq, a predicted model, not a curated record